Molecule: messenger RNA, 633 nt
Organism: Aspergillus ruber CBS 135680
Lineage: Eukaryota; Fungi; Ascomycota; Eurotiomycetes; Eurotiales; Aspergillaceae
Exons: 2
Coding region: 1-633 (210 amino acids)
Source: RefSeq, a predicted model, not a curated record
AUGACCACCAUCAUCGAGCAAGCCCGGAUACAGAGCGACCCUGUCCUAGAGGCAGUCUACGCCCAAAAAACAGCCAUGAUGGCUGUUCAAACGCCCGAAAAGAUGGGGUCCUCAACACAAGCGGCCAUCCGCAAGAAGAUUAAAAACAAAAACCAAGUGAACGCGGACUGCAAUUGUUAUGAGAGCGGGACCGUGGACUACCGGUCAUUUAUCAGGAAGCCCGAGUUCAUCAUCAACCUGGGCAGUUUCACUCUUCGCAACCCACUACACAUGACCCGCGAACAAUCCAAAUCGAACCUAAAACACAAAGUUGCGCGCGCGAAGAAGAACGCCAAACGAGCCCGCAAAGACGCCCGCGAAGCCAACAAAGCCGCGCAAAAAGCCCGCGCUAAAUCCGACAAGGUCUACUACAACGCCGUGGCUGCUAGAGACGAGAUCUUGCAGGCCCAGCGGAUGGCUACAGAUGCGUGGGGCGAGGUUGAUAAGGCGGAGACAGCGCAUGCGACAGCCAUGAAGUGGGCUGCGUUUGUGGAGAGGGAGGUGGAGGGGUUUGAGGAGAUGGCGAGGGGGGUUAGGGAAGCGACGAGGGGUGCGGUAGAGAGGGCGGAGUAUUGUGAUCAUCAAUUUCGUUGA